UUGAUAUAUCCUCCCAUGAGCGGAAGUGUACGGGAUUCUGCCUUUCUGCUGAAUCCAACAUCGUUUGUAAAGGGGGAACACCGUCUGCAUCGCUUCCCACCGCAUCACCAUCAGCUUGUCUGCGUUCCUCGUCGCUGUACACCAUUUACAUUAGCUACAUAUUAGCCCGGGACAUGCGCUAUCCGGUUAGGCUUUUACUACACCAGACAUGCGCAGUUAAUGACAAAUCAACAUGAGAAUAGCUGCGACAGCGGUAACAAUAAGAAUGCGAAUGUACUACUAGUGGACGUAUUUUGUUUUAGGUCUGCGCAAUCGACGUGAACGCCUGCCUGGACACGGGAGAGGAUUAAGUUACUGCUGCUGGCGGAGGAUUAUUUUAUUGGCCUCAUCCUGUCACGCCCGAAUCUUUGGUGAUCUUUUUUUCCCCAUUAGUACAGGUCGAAAGCCAGAGACAUGUCUUUCCGACGAGGUGUGGUCCGGCAGAGCAAGUUCCGCCAUGUCUUCGCCCAAGCGUGGAAAGCUGAGCACUGCAUCGACGAUAUCAGAGUGUCCCGAGUGACGUGGGACACCUCCCUCUGUGCGGUCAACCCCAAAUUCAUCGCCGUUAUCAUCGAAUCCGGCGGAGGAGGGGCCUUCCUCGUUGUUCCCAUCAGCAAGGCAGGCCGAAUCGAUCAGUCCAGUCCUACAGUGUGUGGACAUUUAGCCCCGGUGCUGGACAUCCAGUGGUCUCCUCAUGACGACAACAUCAUCGCAAGUGCCUCAGAGGAUUGCACCGUGAAGGUGUGGCAGAUACCAGACGGAGGCCUGACGAGCCCCAUGACUGAGGCCAUUGUGACCCUCGAAGGACACAGUAAAAGAGUGGGAAUCCUGGCUUGGCACCCAACUGCCUUCAACAUCCUCAUGACUGCAGGCUGCGAUAAUGUGAUCUGUGUGUGGAACGUGGGCACAGGCGAGCUUGUGUACCAGCUGAGUGAUGCCCACCCAGAUAUGAUUUACAGUGUCUGCUGGAACAAGGACGGCAGCGCUGUGUGCACCGUCUGCAAGGACAAGGCUCUGCGAGUCAUCGACCCGCGACGCGGCACCGUCCUCAAGGUGAAAGAGAAGGUCCAUGAUGGCACCAGGCCAAUGAGAGCAGUGUUCCUCUCUGAUGGGAAGAUCCUGACCACAGGCUUCAGCCGGAUGAGUGAGAGACAGAUGGCAUUGUGGGAUCCGAAAGAUCUGUCUGAGCCAAUGGCAGUACAGGAGAUGGAUACAAGUAAUGGAGUUCUUCUACCCUUUUAUGACCCUGAUACCAACAUGGUGUACCUGUGUGGAAAGGGGGACUGCACCAUCCGGUAUUUUGAAGUGACAGACGAGUCCCCGUAUGUUCACUUCCUCAGUUUAUACAGCAGCAAGGAGCCUCAGAGAGGUGCCGGAUUUCUUAGCAAAAGAGGUGUCGAUGUCAACAAGUGUGAAAUUGCCAGGUUCUACAAACUGCAUGAAAGGAAAGUGGAACCCAUUUCUAUGACUGUACCACGAAAGUCAGAUCUGUUUCAGGGAGACCUCUACCCGGACACAGCUGGGUCAGAGCCGGCUCUCCUGGCUGAUGAGUGGAUCGCUGGGCAGGAUGCCUCGCCCCUGUUGGUCUCUCUGAGCGGCGGGUACGCAGCUCCUCAAUCCAAGCACAGAGAAAUCCUCAAAAGCAAACCCAAGCUGGCCCCGCAGGACUCUGGGAACGCCACGCCUUCGAAUGCAGCCGCUCCCACAUCGCACUCUGCGGAAGAAGAGGUGCCACGAGUAAACACGAGAGAGACGGAUGGAAAUGCAGAGAGACCGAAGAGAGAGGAGGAUUUGCUGAACGAGUUGUUAGCAGAGAUGAAGGCGUUGCGGGCUGUCGUCCUCGCUCAGAGCCAGAGAAUCGAGUUGCUGGAGAGGCAGCUAGCUCGCAUCGAGGAUGGGGAUGUAUGAGCAAGGCGGAGCACCACUACAUUCGACGGGCACUAUUACUAGAUCCAUAGCCUUACUAUAAUCAACAGUAACUCAAGCUGUGCGAGUGGAAGAAUGUAGUGUCGAUUAGCGACUUGUCUAUGAAUCACAGUGGCUUUACAACCAGGUCAAUUAUUGUGAAGAAAACCCAGACGACAAUUUCUGAUAUCCAGACUGUGGAUUCAAGCGGGGUGUCAUCUGCAUAGAGUGAUAUGUUUUGUUUUUCAUAUGAAGGAGUAUUGUUGCAGCUUUUUGGUGGUAUUUAUAGUGCAACUUUGAGCUUUGCAAAACCCACACACUAAUUUUGAAGAGCUUUGAAGGCAUAACAAUGGCACUAAUGCCUCCAAAUAAUGCAUAAACUAGAGAAAUUAAGCAUUUUUUUAAAAAAGUGAAUGAAGGCUGACAUUCUAUAGCAAGGCGAUUAAGUACCUCUAAUAUGAUUUUCUUUCUUUCAAGCACCCACACAUGUUAGCAUUAGGGCUAUGUAACCAGGUAGUUAAAGCUGCUAAACUGUGAUGUCCUUUCAAACCCCCCGAUUGUUAGUUCAUCGUGUGACUUGUGCUUUGUUUUACGCCAUGUGUAUGUAGGAAAAUCUCUUGGUACACAAAUCAUGACCUUGACAGUGAGAAUUAUGUGACUGAUAGCUGAGGAGAGCGUAGUUGAAUAGUUACGUGUAUUGUAAUUCUGUGUAGUCUUUGCAGUCGAUGAUAAGGUAACACUUGUGUUUUUGUACCUCAUGUUAUCCGGAGAGAGUUGCAGUAUUGAAGAGAUGUCCGAGAUAUCCCAGCGCAAGAUAUUUAUUGAGAUAAAUACGCAGAAAUACUUGCCUCCCCUUUUUUCUUUGAGCUGCACCAUCUUUUGCCACCUAAAGAACCAUGAUCUCUGGUGUCACUUUCUUUCAGAAAUGUAAGCUAAAAGGACCUAAAACUACUUGCAGUGCAAUCUUACUAAAACAUUUUAGAUUUCUCAGCGUUGCAGCUACAAAAGAGAGGAAGUGACACAGUGAUAUUUUUUUUUAAAGUUUGAUAUUGCAUUUAUAUAGGUGUUAAAAGAUGGAGCGAUCUUUUUACAUUUUUUUUUUUUUUUAGUUUUGUGUUUUUUUGCCAUUAUAUUUACAGGCGUCCUUUUUACUUCUCCACGAGUCGGUUAUGUGUAGCAAUGGUACAUUCCACGUCAAGCUUUUCCCUUUGUUAUUAAGGGAUUUAUAUUUCUUUGUGCACUGACCUCUUAACACCAACUGUAAAACCAGUAGCAGAUUAAUGAGACAACAUUGUGAAAACUCAAUAAACAUGAAUUCUUCCUUUGUAUUAA
Molecule: messenger RNA, 3276 nt
Organism: Gymnodraco acuticeps
Lineage: Eukaryota; Metazoa; Chordata; Actinopteri; Perciformes; Bathydraconidae
Gene: coro1b
Product: coronin, actin binding protein, 1B
Exons: 11
Coding region: 454-1947 (497 amino acids)
Biological process (GO): actin filament organization; cell migration
Molecular function (GO): actin filament binding
Source: RefSeq, a predicted model, not a curated record